AUGGAGCGAGCUCGCACGGAAAGCCCCAGCUACUUCCGUCAGUGGAGCGGCGAGUCAGGGACCACCAAUGCCAACGUCGCUCCUUCUUCUCCGGUUCGUCACCACCACGCUCGAUCCUCUUCCGUCACUGGUAUGUCGAACGUCAAACGAGCGCAGAACGUCGCCGCCAAAGCCGCAGCUCAGAGGCUUGCCAAAGUCAUGGCUUCACAGACUACCGACGACGACGAUGAAGACGAUGACGAUGUCGGUGGCGAUGACCUAGGUUUCCGCUACGGCGCUCCUCCUCCUCCUCUAUCCUUCACGAGAAAUAAUGCUUCUUCUGCUGCUAGACCUAAACCAGCUGCUUCCUCUGUUCUUCCUCCUCCCAAGAUCGCCAGAUCUUCCUCCCCUGCGUUAUCUCGGAACACUCCAGCAGUGUCUGUUAGAGCAUCACAACCGCCUGUCCCGCCAAGCAAACUGUCUCAAAGGAACCAAACUACCAAUCCAUCACCAGCUGGAACUCCUAAGAAUCAGCACACUGAAAAGAGGGUUUUAGCUGAUAUUGGGCAACUUAAUGCGAAAGAUCAGCAUGAAGCAUCUGCACUUCGUGAUGAACUGGAUAUGCUGCAAGAGGAGAAUGAGAGUAUUCUUGAAAAGCUUAGGCUUGAGGAUGAGAGAUGCAAGGAAGCAGAAGCCAGGGUGAGAGAGCUUGAAAAACAGGUAACUUCUCUGGGAGAAGGUGUAUCCUUGGAAGCUAAACUCCUGAGCAGAAAAGAAGCUGCUUUGCGUCAAAGAGAGGCGGCCCUUAAAGAUGCAAGGCAGAAUAGAGAUGACACUAGUAAGGAGACUAGUGCUCUUCGGUCUCAAGUAGAGAAUGCAAAACAAGAGACUGCAGCUGUAGUAGCACAGCUUCAAGGAGCUGAAUCUGAGGUCAACGCUCUACGGACAAUGACGCAUAGAAUGAUAUUGACCCAAAAAGAGAUGGAGGAAGUUGUUCUUAAGCGAUGCUGGCUAGCUCGGUAUUGGGGCUUAGCUGCCAGAUAUGGCAUAUGUUCGGAUAUCGCUACAACCAAGUACGAAUACUGGUCAUCUCUGGCACCUCUUCCUUUUGAAAUUGUGCUAUCAGCUGGGCAGAAGGCUAAGGAAGAAAGUUGGGAAAAAGAUUCUGAGGAGAAUGAUAAGAGGAGCCAGCUUGUUCAGGAUAUAAAUGAUCUAACAGGAGAGGGAAACAUUGAGAGUAUGCUCUCUGUGGAAAUGGGUCUAAAGGAGCUAACUUCUUUAAAGGUUGAAGUUGCCAUUACUAUCAUAUUAGCCCAGCUAAGGUUGGCUAUCACUUCUCGACAAUCUGAAUCCGGUGAGCUAAAAUCACCAGGUGGUCCUAAGGUUAUGGAGGCACUUGAACUGAGUCCAGAAGAGUCUGAAGAUAUUCUCUUCAAGGAGGCUUGGCUCACGUACUUUUGGAGAAGAGCACUGUCCCUAGGCAUAGAAGUAGACAUUGCGCGACAACGUCUUAGAUUCUGGAUCGGCAGGAGUGCACACUCUCCAUCUUCACAUGACGCCAUGGAAGUUGAGCAAGGGCUAACAGAGCUAAGAAAGCUUCGGAUAGAACGUAGAUUGUGGGAAGCCUCCAGGUCCAACCAGUAG
Microthlaspi erraticum is the source of this 1623-nucleotide messenger RNA. The record is from the annotation of a GenBank genome assembly. NCBI's taxonomy places the organism in Eukaryota, Viridiplantae, Streptophyta, Magnoliopsida, Brassicales, Brassicaceae.